Messenger RNA from Patiria miniata (bat star), 3896 nucleotides. Its product is annotated as ankyrin-3-like. The transcript is spliced from 19 exons. NCBI's taxonomy places the organism in Eukaryota, Metazoa, Echinodermata, Asteroidea, Valvatida, Asterinidae. Bases 558 to 3896 code for a protein of 1112 amino acids. The record is from RefSeq and is a predicted model, not a curated record. Gene Ontology annotation, molecular function: protein binding.
UGGAUGCAUACAUAGCUGAAAAUACCCGUGUGCCAUGUCCAAUGAAGUGAAGUAGCGAGAGCCCCCCAACGCCUCUAGAGUUUCUUCAAACCGCGGAAGCGGGAAUGCAUCUGUAAGUGUAAUAGCGCUAAUUAGUCGGAUUGACCCAUCCUUCGUGUGAACAAGGACCAUAGGGCUUGCAUAAGGACUCCCAGACCUUUGAAUAACUCCCUUCUCCAGCAAAUCCUGUAACAAUGUCUGCACUUCCUUCAUGUAAUGGGGGAGGGAUACGUCUGUACGGUUCUCUGAUAGGCUGGUCAUUUGUCAACUUAAUCUCGUGAGGAAUAAGAGUACACCUCUAAAUAUCUAAAGGGCUCAUUGAAAAAGCUGCCUCAUUUUUCUUAAUCAACCCAGCAAUCAACAAGGCCUCCUCAUGAUUAAACUCCUUUAGACUGAUUCCAGGAGGAAGCAGGUAUGAGGAACCAUCAGUGAAGCUUUUAAAAGUGUUGAAAGGCAUUUGCCAAUCCCCUUGAUUGGAGUCUGUCGGGAAUAGGGGAGUCCACUGCGGUUUUUAUUUCAUGAUAAACGAUGCAGUCGUCCGCAAAAAGCCAAACAUUGGAGUGAACCUUAGAAGGCAGGUCGUUUGUGUACACCAGAAACAGAAGAUGUCCCAGGACUGUUCCCUGAGGGACCCCAGAGACCACUUUAGUCCUGUUGGAAGAUUCACCCUGCAGCACGACUUGCUGAUGACGAUUGAUAGUGAUAACCAGACACUCUCUUGGACAAGAAUGUGUUCAACUGGAAGACUUUCAGUGCCUGAUGUUUGCAUGACUGUAGUAGAACAAACCACGUUAGAGGAAAGCAAUAGUGGAACAUUUUUAUACGAUGCAAAAUCUAUACUUAGUCUCUGGAACAUUUUCUGGCGUGCCAAUCUCACUUGUCAUGCACAUGUCAAUGGUGAUCCCAAAGUAAAGUUUGAUGACCUGUGGCAUACUGCUGAACAGUUAUCCGAGUUGUUGGACUGUUUGUUUGAAACUGAGUGUCAAAACCUUGCAUUGGAAUGCUGCAAGUUUGCUCUUCGAUGUGGGCCUGUAAAUCUUCUGCAAGCUUUGUUUAAUAACAAGCUGAUUGAUUUACAUGUUAAUCAUACCUUUGAUGAUGGCAAGAGUCUACUCCACUAUGCUUGUUUGUCAUCUAAUGUCAAGGCUGUUGCAUUUCUUUUGAGUCGUGGAGCUUCGCUGAAAAUAGUUGAUAAUGCAGGUCAGACACCAGAUCAACUGUGCUUCUGUUCCUAUACAAGAAAAGAACUUCCUUCACGUUACCAAACAUCUCUUCGAAUGCAAAAGAAACAAGUGGCUUCAUUUGAAGAAAAAAGUCAUAUCUUUGAACUUGUAUCUGAUUCAGAGUCAUUUGAAGACCUCCAGAUUAUGCUCCAUACACUGGAGUUUGAUGUUAACAGAGACAAAGAUUCUCUUGGGAAUUUGCUGCUCCACAGAGCUGUUCGACAAGGGAUGUCACACUUAGCACUAGUCUUAAACCUUGUGCUGGUACACCAAGCUGAUGUUGAAGCAACCGACAAUAAAGGCAUGACACCUCUUUGCAUAGCAGCACAUUUGGGUGAUGAAUUUAUGGUUGAGGUUCUGAUGUGUGUCCUAGGUGCAGAUCCAAAUGCAGUUUGUACUCUGAACCACUGGACACCACUUCAUUUUGCAGCAAAGAAAAAUAUAUUGCCAGUCAUUGAAUGUCUUGUGAGAAGAGGAGCUGAUUUGAAUGUUGAAGAUAUGUUUGGGUUCAGAGCAGAUGACAUUGCCAAGAAAGUUGGAAAUCUGGAAUGCCAAGAUGUCAUAGAAAACCUGCGGGUUCAACGCUGUCAAAAACUCAGCUGUUUAGCAAAGAAGGGGAACCUGACUCCAAAAGUUAUCUUCCCAUCUGACAUAUACACUGUUGACAGCGAGGGUUUGACAUUGGUUAUGAUUGCUGCAAAGGCCAACCGUUGUGAUAACCUUAUGGUUUUACUGCACAAUCAAAAAUGCCCAAUCGAUGCUCAAGAUCCAAAGUUUGGACAAACUGCUCUGUCUUUGGCAGCCAUGUUAGGGAAAGCAGAUGCAGUUCAAACGUUACUCAGAUAUGAUGCACACCCUGGAAUUGGAGAUAUUCAUGGUAUGCUGCCACUCCACCAUGCUUGCCUUCGAGGACACGUUCUGUGCGUGCAAAUGAUUGUCAACGUCUCAAAAGGGCUCACAGGUCUUCUGGAAGCAAUGAAAUAUUCUGAUAAUCCUGAAAUAUGCAGUAUCAUUCAAGAAGCAACACAUCGUCGUCAAAGGAAUUUAGUUAAUCCAUCAUUGUUUGAAUGUGCAAUGAAUGGUGAUGCUGACCGUCUGUAUAGUACAUUGGAGGAGGGUGACCAAGUCAACCCAUUGACUGGAACAGGAGACUGGCCAAUGUACAUGGCUGUUGGAAAUAGAUACAUCAAAGUUAUGCAACUGCUACUUGCGAAUGGGGGAGAUUUUUGGAGUCAACACCAGACAACUGGAUCUACUGUGCUACAUAUCGCAUGUUCCAGGGGCUUAUAUGACAUAGUGUCAUAUCUUCUGUGGUUUUCUGCAACAACUAGAAAAGGUUGUUCACCCAUCGAAACUGGUGAUGGGUAUCACUGUGAAAAUGAACAGUUAAACAUAGAUGCAGUGAACCACCUUGGUUUUACAGCCCUACAAGUUGCAUCUACAAAAGGAUUCAGUCGCAUUGUGAAACUUCUAUUGUCACACGGUGCAAGCUCAGCUCUUGUUGACUCACAAGGACAGCUCUACAAGUGUUGUGAAUUUGAAGGGGUUCAAGUUCUCAUUGAGCAUCACCAAAGAAGACGUGCAGAGCAAAUUGCAGCAUACAUAAAAGGAACCAGAGGAGUCCAUCAGCUCAUCAAAGUUUGGCAGGCAAAAUUUGAUCACAACCUUCGGAGUCGAAGUGGUGAUACCCCACUGAUGGUUGCAUGCCUAUAUGGGAAAGUAGAGGCAGUUAAAUUUCUUCUCAGGUCAGCUAUUCAAUUCGUUGGGAAGACCGACAUGUCUGUGCAAAGACGAGGAGGGCAGAAUGACUGUUUUGUUGAUUCUGGAGCAUAUGAUGGUGCUCAUCCUGGAUGUUACAGCUCCCCAGAUAGAAGCCUUCAAACUGUUGACGAAUACUCUGCAGAAAUGGAUACACGUUCAUCAGUGAGUAACCUAAGUGAUCAGGAUGAUAGAUCACAUGAAUCUAUGAAGAAGCAAUACAACACUCAUCCAUCCAACCUCAAAGGUUUCUCUUCUUCUAUCGACCUUCACAGCAAACAUGUGAGGAGACAAACUCAGUUUACGAAGUCAUGUGGCUUUGAUUCAGAGUCACUUGAUGAUUCAGAAAAUGAAGCAUAUGCAGGUACUUUCAACAAGCAUACAGACAAAUCAACAGUGUUGUACAGUCAGAGAGCAUUCAGUUCAAGUGACAUACACUCACUGCAAAGUGCCAAUGAGUUGAGUCACAAAGAUCAGGUUUCGUCAAGGCAUGGAUCACUGCAAACAAGUUCAUCAAGACUAUUUCAAGGUACCCAUGUAAAUCAUCUAUGUGCGAUAAACAUACGGGAUGGUUGUUCAGCCAUGCAUCGGGCAGUUGAAUGCAUCAAUGAACGAAGAGGGUUAGAAAUUCUGCUUCUGCUUAUGGACAAGGAUUCUUCCAUCAUCAACAUUCAAAAUGUGCAAGGUCUAUCCGCACUUCAUCUUGCUGCAAAGUUGGAGAAAGCAAAAAUUGUCAAAACUUUACUGAGUGUUCAAUGUAUAAACCCAAAUCUACGAUCCUCAAAUGGUAAACUCGCAGAAGACAUGACAAGAUCUAAGCAAAUUGGCCAUCUAAUACGAGAUGCCCGCCAAAAGCUGAAAGAACAAAGUUUUUGA